Messenger RNA from Orcinus orca (killer whale), 2188 nucleotides. It is a transcript of the gene GARIN1B, whose product is annotated as golgi associated RAB2 interactor 1B. The coding region runs from base 730 to 1701 and encodes 323 amino acids. The transcript is spliced from 5 exons. Lineage: Eukaryota; Metazoa; Chordata; Mammalia; Artiodactyla; Delphinidae. The record is from RefSeq and is a predicted model, not a curated record. Gene Ontology annotation, cellular component: nucleus.
AAGAGAGGAACCUGAGGCAAGGCUACCCCAUCUGACCCUGACCUUGCAGAGCUCCAGAUAGGUUUUCUCCUGCAGUCACUCUGGGGAGCGAGGUCAAGUGUUGUCUGCUCUGAGUGGAGGAUUUGGUAGCUUCCUCCCUCAAUUUACUUCCUCCUCCAGGCUGUCAGCUCAAAGCAGAUGAACAAAGAGGCAGUAAAAUGAGCUGCCCUUUGAGGGUUCAGAACAGAAAUGUUGGUGGGUGAAAGAAUAGGAGCUGGACGCCCGGAGAGAUCUGGGCUCAGAGUCCGGUCCACUGCUUUCUUAUCAGGAGGUGUCAUCAGGAAGGUGACCUGCACACCCUGAAUCCCAGUUUCCUCUAUUGUAAUAAGGGUGGGACUGACCUGGCUGUUCCGUGAAACACAGGAGGCAAAGGCCUUAGUGCAACGGCACUCAGUGCAUUUUUGUUUCCUUGUCUGGGCUCCCCUCAGGCCAGAUGGAACCCAGAAUAAACAGAACUUGGAAGUUACGGGGACCUGACAGUGCAGAAAAGGUGCAGGAGAUAAUAGGGCCCCUCAAGAAAGUGCCAAAGGACAGGUUCUUCAAAGAAAAUCCAGGAAACAGUCUGGGGAGGAUUCACAGAAGUGUGACACACGUCAAGGAACCCUUGUGGGCAAUUGCUAAUAGUAGGUAAAGUAAAUACUGGUACAGUUGUUUAACCAAUAUAGGUUAAACUGUGGUUCCCAACAAGCGAUGAUUUUGCCCCUGCCACCAGGGGGCAUUUGGCAAUGUCCGAAGACAUUUGGGGUUAUCGCAAUUUGUAUGGGGGGAGGGUGGAGAUUGCUCCUGGCAUCUAUUGGGCAGAGGCCAUGGACGCUGCUAAAUAUCUUACCAGGCACAGGACAGCUCCUCCCCCAAGCAAAGAAUUAUCCAGCCCAAAAUGUGAAUGGUGCCUCUCGCCUAAAGCAUACUGCUGCUUCUGCCAGUGCUCAGACUGUGCCCUGGGGGUGCUGCUUUGCAGGUCAAAAAGAGCAGGAACUGGAUAGACAUCUACAAAGCCUCCAACACCAUGGCCCUUGGGGUGACCUCCUCUGUGCCCUGCCUGCCUCUUCCCAACAUCCUCUUCAUGGCCAACGUCAAAUGGCACCAUGGGCAGAGCCAGACAUGGAACCAACCAACUACAGCCCCCAAGAUCAUCCUGAAGAGUUGAGGACAGUCACGGAGAAGAUCUACUACCUAAGGCUCCACCCUGACCAUCCUCAGACUGUCUUCCACUUCUGGAUCCGACUGGUUCAAAUUCUGCAGAAGGGCCUGUCCAUCACCACCAAAGACCCUAGGAUUCUCGUCACUCACUGCCUGGUACCCAAGAACAGCUGCAGUCCCUCAGGAGACUCACAGUUAGUGCAGAAGAAACUCCAAGCCUCCCAGCCCAGCGAAAGCCUCACGCAGCUGAUGGCCAAGGGGGAGAGUGAGGCCUUCUCUCAGAUUUUUGCCGACUUGCACCAGCACAACCAGUUCAGGAGCAGCAGAAAGACAGAGAAAAAAAAGGACGACCUGGAAAAAAACCGUCCCAGCGAAGGCUCCAUCCCUUGCACCCGUGACCUCAGUUGGAGGGAGUCGUUCACGUAUGGAGAGUGGGAAAGAGAGAACCCCACUGGGCUGCAGCCCCCCUCACUCCUCAGCACUCUGGCAGCCUCCGCCGGCCCCAGCUGGUACCACUCAUAGGUACGGUGAUGGGAUUAAUCCAGCUGCCUUCCUGGGACAGGCCUGGAAUUCUACCUCAGGUCUGGGUUCAGGUCCUAGGGUCCUGGGGAUAAUUCCAGGAGGCUGUGGGGUGGGAGUGGGGGGCCUCUUUCUUUCUCUUUUUUUAAAUUAUUAUUUUAUUUUUUAAUAAAUAAAUUUAUUUAUUUAUAUUUGGCUGUGUUGGGUCUUUGUUGCUGCGCGCGGGCUUUCUCUAGUUGCGGUGAGCGGGAGCUACGCUUCGUGGUGGUGCGCGGGCUUCUCAUUGCGGUGGCUUCUCUCGUUGUGGACCACGGGCUCUAGGCGCUCAGGCUUCAGUAGUUGUGGCUCGCGGGCUCUAGAGCGUAGCCUCAGUAGUUGUGGCGCACGGGCUUAGUUGCUCCGCAGCAUGUGGGAUCUUCCCGGACCAGGGCUUGAACCCGUGUCCCCUGCAUUGGCAGGCGGAUUCUUAACCACUGCGCCACCAGGGAAG